AUGAGACAAGGGCUUGGUCCUAUUGAAGUUACAUUUGAGAAUUUUCCCUACUACCUUAGCGAGAAUACGAAGGAUGUGCUCUUAUCAUGUUCAUUCCUACAUUUGGAAAAGAAGGGAUUCAUUGAGCAGUUCUCGGAAGUUUCUUCAAUAAACCAGCGAAUUUAUCAUCUCGUCCAUCAAGAUUGCAACCGGAGGAGCCGGAGAACACGACCCCUGUCCUAUGUGCGGCCAUAUCCCCCAUGGCUUCUACAAGGACCAUAUCCCCCACGGUUUUUUAGGGAACUCUUUUGA
This is a messenger RNA of Triticum turgidum subsp. durum (durum wheat), 291 nucleotides long. Lineage: Eukaryota; Viridiplantae; Streptophyta; Magnoliopsida; Poales; Poaceae. The record is from the annotation of a GenBank genome assembly.